Saccoglossus kowalevskii is the source of this 1315-nucleotide messenger RNA. Its product is annotated as cytochrome c oxidase assembly protein COX18, mitochondrial-like. Gene Ontology annotation, cellular component: mitochondrial inner membrane. The record is from RefSeq and is a predicted model, not a curated record. Lineage: Eukaryota; Metazoa; Hemichordata; Enteropneusta; Harrimaniidae. Gene Ontology annotation, biological process: mitochondrial respiratory chain complex IV assembly; protein insertion into mitochondrial inner membrane from matrix. Gene Ontology annotation, molecular function: membrane insertase activity.
GGAUUGAUACGUAGUUUGAUGUAGCCUUAAACUCAAACCAUAUUCGUACAUUGUAUUCAAAGACUUUCACUUUUUCCAAGUGUGAAUUGAUCGCAUGAUUGGCGUCAUGUUCGCGAACCUGGUAAGCUCAAGGGUGAGCGUUCUCCGAACGAGAAAACAUUUGCUGAAGUUUACUGCCGAGAGAAUAAACAGCUGCAGAAGUCUUACAUUUUGUGCUAACAGUUCAACAAGGUUGUGUGCCAUCAAAGUAAAGCCAUCAUGGUGUAAAGUGAAUUCCUGUUUGCCAUGUAGCGCGACUUUGCCAUAUGCAUUUGAACAAAGAAGAUAUGAAUCAGGACUGCCCGACAGUUCACAAAUGAUAUACGUUCCCACAGUGGAUGAAAUAAUGUAUGAAUGGAUUGAAUAUAUACAUAAUGCCACUCAUUUUCCUUGGUGGUUGGCGAUUAUUGCUUCGACCAUCGCCAUGCGAACAGUGCUGCAUCUUCCGCUUGGCAUCAUGAUGCAAAGGAUUUUAGCCAGGAUGGAGAUAACGCAGCCAAAAAUAAACGGACAAGUAGAAAUUGUCAAACAACAGCUGGAGAUUAUGGCUAAAAAUGAAGGAUGGCAGGAAAGUUACAAAGCAGAACGUUACCAAAAUGAGGUAAAAGACAUUGUAAGACAUUAUCACAAGUCUGAGAAGUGUAACCCAUGGCGUUCACUUAUACCUGUCUCAGUACAUGUUAUAACAUGGAUGGAAAUGACACAAGCUUUAGGUCAGAUGUCUGGCGGGUCGCCAACUGUUUUUGGAACACAAAUGGAUGUGGAUUUUAUACCAGAAUUUCUUAACCAAGGUGCUCUAUGGUUCAGUAACAUGACUGUACCAGAUCCCUACCUGAUAUUACCCACAAUGCUGUGCAUUAGUAAUCUUGCCCUAAUUGAGAUGUGGAAUUUACGAAGAGGACCAGAAACGAAAACCCAACAACGAGUAAAAUUUAUUCUACGUGGUGUUUCCAUAUCAAUGUUGCCAUUAGCGUCCAUACUGCCAGCUUCUAUGUCAAAUUCUUACAAAAUAAACAUUGAUUUACUGGGUGAAACAGAACACUUGACAUAUGAAAAUGCAGUAUUAGCUAUCAUGGCUUAUAACUAUCUAAUCCAAGCAAAGUACAAACUGUCUGGAUUGACUUCUCAUGAACAAAUUGCCAACAAAAAUUCAGCAGUUUUUGAGAAGAAGUCACCCACAACCAACCAUCCAGACUUUGGACGCCGAAUACAGCAUCACCUACGGCCCAUUGAGCUAAGAAAUGUUAUUAAAGCUCAGCCUCCAAUGCAUGCAUAA